Messenger RNA from Zophobas morio, 925 nucleotides. It is a transcript of the gene Mlc2, whose product is annotated as myosin regulatory light chain 2. Gene Ontology annotation, cellular component: cytoplasm; myosin II complex. Lineage: Eukaryota; Metazoa; Arthropoda; Insecta; Coleoptera; Tenebrionidae. The transcript is spliced from 3 exons. The record is from RefSeq and is a predicted model, not a curated record. Gene Ontology annotation, molecular function: myosin heavy chain binding; calcium ion binding. Gene Ontology annotation, biological process: post-embryonic development; locomotion. Bases 101 to 715 code for a protein of 204 amino acids.
AAUCUUACGUCGUCUGGCGUCGGCCGAACUUAUUUAAGUAAGCGUCGCCGUCUUCGCCUCCCAGUCGCGGGAGUUCAUUGGAGUAGACCCUUUCGACACAAUGGCGGAUAAAGAAAAGAAGGUUAAGAAGAAGAAGAAGGAAGAGGCGCCUGCCGAGGCCGCGCCCGCACCCGCCCCCGCUCCGGCCGAGACCAGGAGCUCGUCGAAGGGCUCUUCCAAGAAGGCCAAACGCUCUGGAUCCAAUGUCUUCUCCAUGUUCUCCCAGUCUCAAGUGGCCGAGUUCAAGGAGGGCUUCCAGCUCAUGGACCACGACAAGGACGGCAUCAUCAGCAAAGCCGACUUGAGGGCGACCUUCGACGCCGUCGGUAAGCUCUCCAACGAGAAGGAGCUCGACGAGAUGAUCAACGAAGCACCUGGACCAAUCAACUUCACCCAGUUGUUGGGUUUGUUCGGCAACCGCAUGCAAGACUCCGGCGGCACCGACGACGAUGACGUCGUAGUAGCGGCGUUCAAAUCCUUCGACGAAGGUGGCACCAUCGACAGCGAAAGGUUCAGGCACGCGCUGAUGACCUGGGGAGACAAGUUCUCCGCCAAGGAGGUCGACGAUGCCUUCGACGCCAUGGAGAUCGACGACAAGGGCAGGAUUGACACAACGGCUCUUAUCCAGCUCUUGACCGCCGCUCCUGAGGACGAAGGCGAAGGAGAAGCCGCCUAAAUGCAACACUCUAUCAUCAUCGUAUCAAUCAUCUCGUCGUAACUGCAGUUAUUUUCUCAUUUGAAACAAUGUCACUGAUGACAUUUCUUCCAUCAUCAUGUUGAGCUCACCACAAGAUGUAAAUCGUGCCAUUUUGUACAAGUCGUACGCCUUUUUGGUUCAUGUACGUCGCGAUGACAUCUGCGACUGUUUAAUAAAUCAUUAAUUUUA